AUGGCAAGUCAAAAACCCACUACAUCAUUAGAAUACGAAAAUGUAAACGGGAUAAAACUUGUACUAAAUGUUCAUAAAAGACAAACUCCACCGCACGCCAGAAUAUUUACAAUAACUUAUAAAAAUGUUAAAAGUAAUAGUUCGAAAAUAGGAGCAAAGGCGUCUCUGUUUCUAGCCAUUAUAUUUAAUUUAAUAGCUCUAUUUUAUGUAAGGAUAAGUUUAACAGCAAUAUUGGUUAUAAUAAUUGUAUUAUCUUUCUUGGUCUUCUUUUGGUUCACUCACAGUGUUCAGUCAGAAAGUCUUAUAGUAAUACCGACAGUAUGUAUUCAGAGCACAGUAAAGUAUGUGUGGGGUCGAGAGGACACCUUUGUGGACUGGUCCAAUGUUGAUGAUGUUAUCAUCAAUGAAGUUAUUAAAAUGAAUCGAGUUUUGUAUUACCUAACAUUAUUGAAAAAGGAAGAUAAUCCUGAUUCAGUGCGGCUGGUACCACUAUUUAAGUACACAAAACCAAGACUAGUAAUGCUUCAGAAGAUCUACUCGGAGAUACAAACAUUCCUGAUGGAUGCUCAAAAGGAGAGUUCUAUGGCUUCCGGAGACAAAGAAUGA
Spodoptera littoralis (African cotton leafworm) is the source of this 606-nucleotide messenger RNA. Lineage: Eukaryota; Metazoa; Arthropoda; Insecta; Lepidoptera; Noctuidae. The record is from the annotation of a GenBank genome assembly.